Messenger RNA from Prorocentrum cordatum, 2523 nucleotides. NCBI's taxonomy places the organism in Eukaryota, Dinophyceae, Prorocentrales, Prorocentraceae. The record is from the annotation of a GenBank genome assembly.
GAGGGAGGGCACGUAAGGGAAAUGAGCCAUUUUGGCUCAAGACAUUUUGAGUUCUAACGCUUGGCGAGCUCGACACCGCACCCCCUUCCCGCACCACAGCCGCCGCGAUGUGCAACGCAGAGGCCGCUCAGGCACAGCGCCCCGACAGCGGCGGCCCCCCCACGGCCACGAAGGAAGUGUUGAGGCUGGAGAAGAAGUUGCGCGAGAUGCAGAAGAUCGAGGGCCUCGUGAACGCCGGCGAGCGCGUGGACCCGCAGCAGCGGCAAAAGUUGGGGCGGAGGGCAGAGGUCGAGGCCAAGUUGGCGGAGGCCCUGCGGCUCACGGCCUGCGACGACACGACGACGGUGGCGUCGCACGACGGCUGCGCCUCCGACGGCUCGCCACCGACGGUGGCGUCCCACGACGGCUGCGCAUUCCAGGAGGCAGACGAGCGCACGCAAGUCGACGACGCGGCGCACAGGCGGUGGGACGAGUCCGCCCGCGAGCAGCGGCAGCUGGCGUGCCCCGGCUGGCAGCAGGCGACCGCUGUGGGUGGGCAGGCGGCCCUGGCGGGCGGCCCGGCGCCCAUGGUGCAGUGCUUGGUGCCCGUGCAGGCGCAGCAGGGCGCGCAACAGCUCUUCUGCGGGGCCGUCUGGGCGUGUGGCGCCUGGGUGCCGCAGGCGCUCAUGUCGCCGAUGGGCGCGAGCCAGGCGUUCGUGGUGGUGCAGCAGGCCACCCCGCAGGCGGCCUCGGGGGCCGGCCCGUGGCAGGCGGGCGCGGCGCACCCGCGCGGCGGCGCCCCGCCCCAGCAGCGCCACCGCGGGUGCAGCGGCAGGGCGGGCGACCGCGAGGCGGCGGUGCAGCAGAACAACUGCCAGCGCCUGCUGGAGGGCCUCGACGCCGGCGGCCCGGCGCGGGCCAGCGCCCUGGCCAGCCUGCUCGGCGAGGUGCGGCGCCUCGCCGCGGACCCCGCCGGGUGCCGCGUGGUGCAGCGCGCCCUGGAGGUUGCCGACCACGUUUCCGCGGCGGAGCUCGUCCAGGACCUGCACGGCCACGUGCGCGACCUCAUCUCGGUGGACUUCGUCGCGCGCGAGCUGCGCGGCUGCGCCGCCGAGACGGCACGACACCGAUACGGCUGCCGGGUGGUCAUCCGGCUCAUCGAGCACUGCGCGGACACGCUCGCCAACGCGGGGAGGGCUGCGCUCGUAGAGGAGCUGCUGGCGGAGGUGGCCGGCCUCUGCCGCCACGCGCUCGGGCAUCACGUGAUCAAGGCCAUCGUGGAACACGCCCACCCCGUGCAGCAGCAGAGGGUGCUCGCCUUCCUCUGCGCCGGGGCCGCCGACAAAGCCCGGAACCACUACCACUGCUACGUCGUCGAGGCUGCCCUGGACAUUUGCGCGGCCGAGCACGCGGAGCCCUUGGCCCUCGCGCUGGUCGGAAGCACGCAGGCGAACGUGAUCUCGCUGUCCCAGGCCCGCUGCGGCUGCAACGUCCUGCGCGCCCUGCUGAGGCGCCCCGGCGCCGCUUCCCAGAAGGCCCGCGCGGUGCUCGCCACGGCAGCCCACCGCCUGCGGCAGAGCCCGGACGGCCAGCGCCUGCUGAGGGACGCGGGGCUGCCGGCCUGAGGAGCGGCCUGCCGCCUUGGCCCGGCUCGGCCUGGCAGCUGGGAGCGAGGGCGCCCUGUCCUCUCCCCGCACCUCUGCCCAUGACCAGAGAGCGGUGCCAGUGCCCGCCCUGUCCUGGGAGAGUGCAGCAGCGACGCAGGCCGAGCGCAGCGACUCAGCGCCAAGCGUGCUCUCUCGGUCUUGUCGUUGCGCAAACCGGCAGAGUUCCGGCCAGCAUUUCGAAGAGUUGCGGCACCCUCGUUUGGCUUCGGGGCCGACGGGCCACGCCACUGGACACGUCGGCGCACCCAGGCCUGGUGAUGCCCUCCCAGCACAGUUCUAGUCUCCAGAUGCCCUCUCUCCCCUCGCUCGUCCUCCCCUGCUCCUUCUCCUCCUCCUCCUCCGCCUCCUCCUCCUCCUCCUGUCUUCCUUAGGGUUCAACCCGGGGGACUUGAGGUCCUUGCCGAUUGGGGAGGUGACGGUCCUGCAUGCCGAGUCGCCAUUUGGACGAAGAGGCACCGCUUGCUUGGAGCACGCCGCGUGGCGGCGGUGCCCGCAGGCAUUGUUUUCGCUCCGCGAAUCCCCCAGCUGCGGCUUAAGCCCCGCGCUGGCACUUCACUUGCUUACAGCACCCGAGCAAAAGCUCCUCCUCAGGACGCGGCUGCAUUCAGCCCGCGGCCGCCGCGGCCGACCACGCUCGUGCUGCGGCGGCGCGGUCCAGCAGGGAGCUCGGCGGGGCGUCCAGAAGCCGGCGCCCGCCCGCGUGCGUGGCCCGACGGGGCUGGCGUUAGUUCGCCUGCCCACCCCCGGGCAUCCGAGGGAGGGGAACGCUUUGCUUUCAGCGAAGGCACUUCCCGCUUCCGCAGCCAGGAGGUGGCCCGACGAGAUGUUUCAAUCCCGGGCGGAGUACCUGACAAGCUGUGGCCGCCGAUCGCAAAGA